CUUCUCUAUCUGACCUAAAGAUCCUAAACGACUCCACUAUUCCUCGAAUUUGUCUUCCCCAGAUCGAGAUCUUUCUUGUCGGCAGCUUCAAGCGCUAGUGGUGGAGAAGAAUCUCAAUCGAUCUUUCUGUAGCGUUACACAAACCAGAGAGAUGGCUUUGAAGGUGGUGAAGAACGUGUUGCAAGGGAUCAAACAAAAGGGACUUGGCACCUUCUGGCGGGAGAUUAAGGAGGAAGGCUAUUUGAAGUGCCUUCCAGAUGGAAACCUCCUGCAAACCAAAAUUCACAAUAUUGGGGCAACGCUUGUUGGUGUUGAUAAAUUUGGCAAUAAGUAUUAUCAGAAUCUUGAGGUCCAACAUGGAAGGCACAGGUGGGUUGAAUACGCACAAAAGGGUCGUUACAAUGCUUCUCAAGUGCCAGCAGAGUGGCAUGGUUGGCUACACCACAUAACCGAUCAUACAGGUGAUGAGCUGCUGAUGCUGAAACCCAAGAGGUAUGGAAUUGACCACAAGGAGAAUUUCUCCGGAGAGGGUGAGCAGUACAUCUACCAUUCCAAGGGACAUACCCUUAAUCCUGGGCAAAGAGAUUGGACCAGAUACCAGCCUUGGGAACCAACCAAGAAUGAGUAGUUUCUCAAACGCCCUACUUCCUUUCAAAACUUGGCAAUUCUGGGUAAUUUGCUCCCAUUCCAAGAAUAAGGUUACCAUUCGUGUUUUGCAAUGAAAUUUUUUCAUAUGCUUUUCAUCAGCAAAGACCUGUAACUAUUAUGAGAAUAAUAGUUAUGACAUGUUGCUUUGUCAGUACAUCUAUAGUGAAAAUGCUUUGAUGAACUUUUCAGGCGAAGUAAGAUCGAGACUAGGGUCGUUAUUGGGUUCUUAUUGUCUCACUCAUUGCAGACGAUUAAAAUUCAGCCAAGUCUGCAUGAUAUGGCAGAAGCUCUCAA
Messenger RNA from Tripterygium wilfordii, 942 nucleotides. Its product is annotated as probable NADH dehydrogenase [ubiquinone] 1 alpha subcomplex subunit 12. Gene Ontology annotation, biological process: response to oxidative stress; mitochondrial respiratory chain complex I assembly. Lineage: Eukaryota; Viridiplantae; Streptophyta; Magnoliopsida; Celastrales; Celastraceae. The transcript has 2 exons. The record is from RefSeq and is a predicted model, not a curated record. The coding region runs from base 152 to 628 and encodes 158 amino acids. Gene Ontology annotation, cellular component: membrane.